CUUCGACCGGGUCAUCUUCUCCCAUCCCUCAACCCCGGUCGAAUCCCAACCCUAGCAUCCCUGAACCACAACCAUUAAACCAGAUGCCCGGUGACCUUUUUGCGGAGAGGGAGGAGCCGGUAAACGACGAACCGGCCCCCUACGACCCGGAAAAAGAGACCCGGGACCAGUGGGUGGAGAGGUUAGAUGCAGCCGGUUACUCUCCCCUCCCCACCUCCUUCGUUAUAGACAUCUACCCCCAUGUCUCCAAAAUAGCCCUGAACAAGGCCCGUAGGAACCUCCCGGUGGGCUAUGUUCUCGAAUUCGACGAGAACUGGCCCAACAUCAUCGAACCUCACCGGGAGGAUAGGAUAGGUUUUCAUAUCGCUUCCUUAGAGAGCGGUAUCGUUUUUCCCCUUCGCCCCCUCUUGGUUGAGUUGUGUCACUGCUUCGGGAUCCUUCCCGGGCAGAUAACACCCAAUGCUCACCGGUUGCUUAACGCUUUUGCUAACAUCUGCACAUCUCUCCACAUCGACCCCUCCCUUCGCCUUUUCCUUUAUAUGUUUGAGGUUCGUCCCGGCAAAUCGGGUUGCGAAGGUUUUGUCUAUUUUAAGGGACGAAACAAUCGUAAGUUCAUCUCUGACCUUCCACAAAGCAACCGCUUGUGGAAGGAAAAAUUUGUCUUCAUAAAAUUUCCCCCCACUGUCACUCCUUUGGCCGGCUUGAAGUGGAGUGAUCAUCUCCUUAAAUACCAGUUCACCGAACCGCCGGCCACCCCGGACCUAGAGGAGAGCCGGGAACAGCUUCUCAAAGGGGACCCCAACACCGGUCAGAUGUACCACUACGGGGGUUGGGUCUGGCGCGUUCAACCGGGUGACGAGGGUACCUCCCAAGUCACCCAGACAACCGGUGGCUCCUCCUCCGCUGCUGCCACAAACAAGCUGGUGCACCCGGAGGCGGUUGUGAUCAAUGAUGAGGACGAAGACCCUCAGACCGGGGGGAUGGGCCAGACAGGGAAUGCGCCGGUGAAUCCCUCCCCCAACAAGGGGAAGGGAAAGAUGAGGACGAAGAAGAUUGCAACCACUCACCCGGCCGCGAAAAGGAAAAGGGGAGAAAGCUCCCCGGUUGGUGAAUCGAUGGAGGAGUUGUGGGUCAAGGUGACCCUUAAGCUGAAAGAGAUGGGCGAGGUCGGCCCAGAUACUUUGGAACAACUCGCCGGUGAUCCGUCCUCCCGGUUAAGCCAACUCGAGCAGCAGCUGAAAAGAUCCGAGGCUCACAACCGGGAGCUCCAAGAUCUGACAGGCCGUCAAUUGGAUGAGGUAGCCAAUCUUGCAAGGAUGGCCGGGGAGGCAGAAGCCAAGGUCAUCCGGCUGAAGGAGGAGAAUCUCAAGCUGAUGGAAGAUUUGGAGCUGAAGGAAAGGGAGUUCCCCGGCAGGGCCAAGCAAUGGGCGGGGGAGAACUUAGAGGAAACGGCCCGGGUGAUCACUUCUACUCCGGAAAUGACGAUGGAGGCCUUCAAGUUCAUCUACCGGGAGGAGUAGGGGAAAGAGAUGAUCAUGCAGAUCGGCUCCUACGGUUUCAUGUCCGGGCAAAAAAGAGACCGGGAGGCUACACAUGCAGUCCUGUCUGAGCGUGACCCGGCCUUUUCUGCUGAAGCCUAUGGCCUGGCCCCCAUCCCGGAUGAUGAGCCUGCACCCCCCUUUCUCUUGCAAUGAAUUCUCCCCGGAUCC
Messenger RNA from Cuscuta campestris, 1709 nucleotides. The record is from the annotation of a GenBank genome assembly. NCBI's taxonomy places the organism in Eukaryota, Viridiplantae, Streptophyta, Magnoliopsida, Solanales, Convolvulaceae.